AUGUCUGACGCCGCCGAUAGAAAGCGCAAGCUCGAAGCCCUUGCCGCCAAACGCGCUAACGACUCAAAGCCAGCUGCUCCUGCAAAGAAGCCCGAGGCUGCCAAGUCCAAGUCUUCGUCAAACAGCAGCCACAAGUCCAAGCCCAUCACAAAGGCAAAGUUCCCCGGCAAGGGCCGCUCUCUCAAGCAUGAUGACUCUGACGAUGAUGAUGACUUGAUUAACGACGACUCUGAGGACGACGAUGUCCAGAGCGAUAUUUCGGAAGAAUUUUCGGACGUGGAUUCAGAGGAUUCGGAUAGGCCAAAGUCAAAGAAGCGGAAGAGCGCCCCCGUCAAGAAGUCAUCCUCUCGCCGCUCACCGCCACCAAAGAAGAAAUCGUCCUCGUCCUCUACAAAGUCGAAAUCAAAGAAGAAGAGCAAGGGUUCUGACAGCGAUGAGGAUAGCGAUAACUUGUCUGUCGCCAGCGAGUCUGAAGGCUCUGGUGACGAGGUCGCCAUCGAUACGAGCAACAUCAUUACUGGCUCCAGAAGGACACGCGGCGCCAGGGUCGACUACUCCAAGUUCGGACCCGACAGGUCUUCGGACGAGGAAUAG
Molecule: messenger RNA, 594 nt
Organism: Linnemannia hyalina
Lineage: Eukaryota; Fungi; Mortierellomycota; Mortierellomycetes; Mortierellales; Mortierellaceae
Source: the annotation of a GenBank genome assembly